CAAGGUCUUGAAUGUCUCCAUGUGAGUGGAAUUGUUGUGCUUUGUUUCAUUUUAACUAAAAAUCACAAAUCUUUAAUUACCUGAAGCAGUUAAGAAGGGUUUCUGUGUCAUAUGCACAGUUUGGUAGAACUGGGAAAAAGAAAGGAGACUGAGCUGAAAGAGCUGUUUAUUAUACAAACCAAGCUUUCUGUACAAGCCCUGGAGACAUUGAGUUUGCUUCCUGGUGUCUUUCUUCGAUGGCUGCUGAGGAGGGCUAUCUCAUCAUUCAGCUAGAUUUUUUUAAAGAAUUUGAAGGAGACAUCAGAUAGCAACUCUUUCUGUGCUUGCUCAACUGCAGGCCCAGAAAUCCUGAAUCUACAAGGCCAAACAGAGAAACCCAAACCAUUUCUGCCACUACUUUACACCAUCUCUUGACAAAUUGUCCCUCCAUCUGGUGCCAGUUCAAGCCCUAUUUGGGACAUUGCUGCAAGCUCUCUUCUGUUUUGGAACCACCUCUUGGAAAGAAGAAAAGGAAGUUAAAGGACACGUGAAAAAGUCAAGACUGCUGUGACCUUGAUAACUGUUCAAAUUUCCUGGGUAACAGAGACACUUAAAUCUGUGUGAAGACGGACAAAAUUAUUUUUCUUUCCAAGGGUAUGACACAGUGAAACACAUCAACAAUCAAGUAAGAGUGCAGGCCUUUAGGAAACAUCCAGACCAGCAUUUGGGUUGCAGUGGAACCCAUAAGACAGGAGUCUACAAAACAGGUGAAAUAGUGAAAUUUGGUAAAAAUGGCCUGUGAAUUUAAUCUGAACUUCCUUAAGGAAUUAGAACGAGAGGCUGUUCUGGAGGUCCUAUACCGUGACCAGAUGGUGAGAAAAAUGGAGGAGGAAAGAAUAAGGAAAAUGAAAUUGCAGCUACAGCAGCUUCGGUGGAAAGGGGCAAAAAAUGCAAGGCAUGAGUACCAGGAGAGAUCUUGUGCUCGCUGUCAGAAGUCACUGGGGCUGCUGAUGAACAGAGGAGCAGUGUGCAAUGGAUGCAGUCAUCGGGUGUGCUCGGAAUGCCGUGUCUGCCUGACCCCCUGCCUCUGGAAAUGCACCAUUUGUUAUGCUCAUGGAGAUGUGAAAGUGAAGGCUGGUGAAUGGUUCUUUGAGGAACGAGCAAAGAAAUAUCCAGGUGAAGGCAGACAUGAAACAGUUGGUGCAAAGCUCUUGGAAUCUUACCAGAGUCUGAGUAAAAUUUCUGUCGUACCUCCAACUCCACCUCCUUUCACAGAAUCAGCAGCAGGAACCAAUGUGAUGGGAAAUGAACUUGGAGAGUCCAAAAGGUUUAAUAAAUCUGUUGAAAACUUGUUCUUGUCUCUCACAACACAUAUAAAAAAAAUAUCAAAGUCCCAGAAUGAUAUGGCUGACAGAUGUGUCCUAACCACAGAUUGUGGGAAGAAUGUGGAAAGAAGAAAGCAAAGAAGAAGCCAGUCUGACACUGCAAUCAACAUUACAAGCAGGGUGAAAGGUGCAGCCAGUCUGCAACAGCUCAUCACUGAGGCCCAAAAUGACAGUGAAACUCAGAGCAAAAGUAGUUGGAAGGAGGAAGAAGACAUAACAACCAGUCCCACAAGUGAUACAGUUUUCUGUGAUGGCAGAAAACAUGGGAGUUUGUAUAGUCUUAGCAGCACUUGCACUGAGUCUGGCAAUUUUGGCAAGGCUAACAUCACAGGAGAAAUAGAGUUUGCCUUAAAGUACAACUUCAGAGCUUGCAUCUUGGAAGUUUGCAUCAAGGGAUGCAAGAACCUGGCUUAUGGAGAAGAGAAGAAGAAAAAGUGUAACCCGUAUGUGAAGGUUUAUUUACUUCCUGAUAAAUCUCCUCAGAAUAAGAGGAAGACAGCUGUGAAAAAGAGCACAGUGGAUCCAGAGUUUGAUGAGACUUUGAAGUACAAGAUUGAAUACUCCCAGCUGAGAAGUCGGCAACUUCAGAUCUCUGUGUGGCAUGCAGGAGCUCUCAAAUACAGGGUGUUUUUGGGGGAAGUGAUGAUUCCCCUGGCAGCAUGGAAUUUUGAAGAGGACUCAAUGCAGUUUGACUGGUACCCGCUCAAACCCAAGCUUGAGAAGCCUGAAGAUGAUCUUAUCCAGUACAGCGGUGAACUCCUCGUGUCUGCAAAACUGUCAGUACCAGCCCAGUAUCAAAAACUUCAGUUUGAAGGAAACAGAGACCAAGGAGCUCUCAACUGCCAGCUUCAGGUUAUGAUAUUUGGGGCCAAGAACUUGCCCAUGCUGAGAUCUGCUGGAAUGCUGAACUCCUUUGUUAAAGGUUGUCUUGUCCUUCCAGGCCAAACAGAGGUAAAGCAAAAGUCUUCUGUCCUGAAGAAAGAGGCCUGUCCACAGUGGAAACACUUGUUUGUCUUUGAUGGUGUGACCCCAGCUCAGCUACAGCAAUCAUGUCUGCACCUGACUGUCUGGCACAAGUCAACUUUCAGCUCAAGUGAUCAGUUCCUAGGAGGAGCCAAGCUUGGUGCAAAGGAAUUCUUUGGUGCUAUGGACCUUGCUUCUCAGGGAAUGCUCCAAUGGCAGGAAGUGCUCUGCAACCCAAACAUGUGGACAGACUUCACACUUGUACUGCAUUCAAAUAAGGAAAACUACAAAUCAUGAGAGAUUAUCAGGCAACAAAUUUUCCUUUCCCAUGUUUUAAACUGGAGUGGUACAUACACUUCAGGUCUGGGAAAGGUAUGCUGCAACAGCACCUAUUCUAGUUUUUUUGGGGGGAAUAGAAUUACGCAUUUGAAUGUGUGUGACAUUCUGAAUGUUUUAUUUCUUCAAAAGUUAAGGCUCAAGCCUGUGCCUCCAGCUGGAGUGUAAGGUUAGUAUUAUUUCUUCAGGAGAGACAGCCUCAGUUUGAGAUGCAUUAUGCUGACUAAGCAACAGGAGCCAGACAAUGUGCAGCUGUCCAUUUCCAGGCCUAGAACUGUUUAAUUUAAAGCCCAACUGGGAGUACUUCAGAGCAAAUAACUGUUACAACAUGAAAGUUACAUUAUUUCACUUUUACUUUGAGGUUUUAGGCAAGGAAUUCAAAACCAGUUUAUCUUUGUCUACUUGCUGCAAAUGGGUGAUGCUAAUGCCCAUGUGCUUCAGUGUUAUCUACACUGCCACUUUAUUUCAUGUGGCCACAUGGUCAUCAUUUUAUUUGGCCAUGUCUCUCAAAUGUGUGCUAUAGCAUGAUGCUUAGAAAGUUAAAUGUAUAAAUGCUCUGUUAGUAGCUGGGUGGGACUGCAGCCAAUGGAAUAAGGGUGGGUAUAACAAGUUCCUUCUUAUCAGCUGCCACUGUAAGACAGAAUUAACUGCUCUGAUCUGUAGGAUGUACAGCGCACGACAAAACCUUAGCUGAGUUUAUAAUUUCCUCAUGUGGCCAAGCUUAGGGCCAAACUCCUGUGUCAGUUUGCCUUGCCUUGGAUGUGGCCUUUACAGUCAGCAGAAACUUCUUGUGUACAACUGUAACUACUGCUGCUGUGUUAUACUUUUAGUCCUUAUUGCAAGUAUUCCCCCUUCUUCCUUUCUAGGUCAGUGUGGCUCUUAGGGAUUUGAGAUUUAAAGACACAGGGACUCAUAAGCUAAGCUCAGGAACUAAAAGAGCAGUAGCACAACUUAUUCAAAAUAAACCCCUCUCAAGAAACACUUCACUCCAUCGCCUUUGUUACUUUGCAGAUCUUUUAUUUAGAUGAUUGCUGCUGCAAAUAAAAAAAAAAAAA
Molecule: messenger RNA, 3718 nt
Organism: Cyanistes caeruleus (blue tit)
Lineage: Eukaryota; Metazoa; Chordata; Aves; Passeriformes; Paridae
Gene: SYTL3
Product: synaptotagmin like 3
Biological process (GO): intracellular protein transport; exocytosis
Cellular component (GO): plasma membrane; exocytic vesicle
Molecular function (GO): small GTPase binding; neurexin family protein binding
Source: RefSeq, a predicted model, not a curated record